ACCAGGGAAGUGUUUGGAAACUGCAGCUUCAGCCCCCCUGGCCAUCUGCCGACCCACCCCCUAGAGCCCUUAAUGGCCCAAACACCAGAGUCCAGGGGGGCAGAGAGGAAGUGCUUUAGACUAUAAAAUUGGUAGGGACCCAGUAACCUCCAGCCUUAAGUGACUAGCUACAAUCAGAGGCCAUCAGCAAGCAGGUCACUGUUCCAUCAUGGCCCUGUGGAUGCGCCUUCUGCCCCUGCUGGCCCUGCUGGUCCUCUGGGAGCCCAAGCCUGCCCAGGCUUUUGUCAACCAGCACCUUUGUGGUUCCCACCUUGUGGAGGCACUCUACCUGGUAUGUGGGGAGCGUGGCUUCUUCUACACACCCAAGUCCCGGCGUGGAGUGGAGGACCCACAAGUGGCACAAUUGGAGCUGGGUGGGGGCCCCGGAGCAGGUGACCUUCAGACCUUGGCACUGGAGGUGGCCCAGCAGAAGCGAGGCAUUGUGGAUCAGUGCUGCACCAGCAUCUGCUCGCUCUACCAGCUGGAGAACUACUGCAACUAGCCCCCUCCCCAACCCAGCCCACCUUCCUGCAAUGAAUAAAACCUUUGAAGGAGCAC
Messenger RNA from Onychomys torridus (southern grasshopper mouse), 597 nucleotides. RefSeq names its product insulin (gene Ins). The coding region runs from base 209 to 541 and encodes 110 amino acids. Gene Ontology annotation, biological process: positive regulation of protein secretion; glucose homeostasis. Gene Ontology annotation, cellular component: extracellular region. The record is from RefSeq and is a predicted model, not a curated record. NCBI's taxonomy places the organism in Eukaryota, Metazoa, Chordata, Mammalia, Rodentia, Cricetidae. The transcript has 3 exons. Gene Ontology annotation, molecular function: hormone activity; insulin receptor binding.